Molecule: messenger RNA, 918 nt
Organism: Mycosarcoma maydis (corn smut)
Lineage: Eukaryota; Fungi; Basidiomycota; Ustilaginomycetes; Ustilaginales
Product: putative phosphoprotein phosphatase PP4 catalytic subunit PPH3
Exons: 1
Coding region: 1-918 (305 amino acids)
Biological process (GO): double-strand break repair via homologous recombination; peptidyl-serine dephosphorylation
Cellular component (GO): nucleus; cytoplasm
Molecular function (GO): protein serine/threonine phosphatase activity
Source: RefSeq, a predicted model, not a curated record
AUGGGUAGCGAUCUCGAUCUACAAAUCGAGCAACUCAAAAAAUGUCAACCUCUCUCUGAAACGCAAGUCAAAGAGCUCUGUCUCAAAGCACGCGAGAUCCUCAUCGAAGAAGGCAAUGUCCAACACGUCGAUGCACCCGUGACGAUAUGCGGUGACAUCCAUGGACAGUUUUUCGACCUCAUGGAGCUCUUCAAGCACGGUGGAAUGUGUCCCGAGACCAACUACCUAUUCAUGGGCGACUUUGUCGACCGCGGCUUCUACUCUGUCGAAACGUUUCUGCUGCUAUUGGCGUUGAAGGUGAGAUAUCCGGAUCGGAUCACGUUGAUACGAGGCAAUCACGAGUCGAGACAGAUUACGCAGGUGUACGGCUUCUACGACGAAUGCGUUCGCAAGUACGGCAGCGUUAAUGUGUGGAGGUACUGUUGCGAGGUGUUUGACUAUCUGGCGUUGGGAGCGGUGGUGGAUGGACGAGUGUUUUGCGUUCACGGAGGGCUCUCGCCGAGUAUCACUACGUUGGAUCAAAUCAGAAGCAUCGACAGAAAGCAAGAGGUUCCUCACGACGGAGCCAUGUGCGAUUUGCUCUGGUCCGAUCCCGACGACAUCACUGGCUGGGGGAUGAGUCCAAGAGGUGCAGGAUAUCUGUUCGGAGGCGACGUGGUACAGCAAUUCGCCCACACCAACGAUCUCGACCUGAUCGCAAGAGCGCAUCAGUUGGUGCUUGAGGGGUACAAGUUGAUGUUCGACCAGACCAUCGUCACGGUCUGGUCAGCACCCAACUACUGCUAUCGGUGUGGUAAUGUGGCGAGCAUCUUGAAGCUCGACGACGCGCUCAAUCAAAAAUACGAAACUUUCGACGCUGCGGCACAGGAGGCGCAUGGUGUUCCCGCAAAGAGGCCGGCGCCAGAGUACUUUUUGUAA